Messenger RNA from Teleopsis dalmanni, 3242 nucleotides. RefSeq names its product hormone-sensitive lipase-like. Gene Ontology annotation, cellular component: cytosol. The record is from RefSeq and is a predicted model, not a curated record. The transcript is spliced from 7 exons. Gene Ontology annotation, biological process: triglyceride catabolic process; cholesterol metabolic process. Bases 325 to 3162 code for a protein of 945 amino acids. NCBI's taxonomy places the organism in Eukaryota, Metazoa, Arthropoda, Insecta, Diptera, Diopsidae. Gene Ontology annotation, molecular function: triacylglycerol lipase activity; sterol ester esterase activity.
UUUGGUUUUGUGAUUAAUAGUUGUCAGUUGAGUUUCUUUUGCGUGCUUGUGAAAUGUUCGUCUCAUUUUGUAUAGAACAGCAGAGGCGAAGUGUUGUGUUCCUGGAAAAUAGCAAAAAAAUAACAAUGAAAAUGAUGUUCAAAUAAAGGAAAUAAAUUAUGUUUAUUAGUUCAGUGUCGGAAAAUGUAGUUAUGUUCAUUGGCAACUAAUAAAUUUUUUCAACUAAAUUUAAAUAAAUUACAAUAAAAAGUGAAAGUUUAUUAGAUAUUGUUUGAUAGUUUAUAUGCAUAUGCAACAAAAUUUUAAGUGAAAAUUUUUUGUUUAAUGAAAUGCAUCUGGAAAACCAGGUUUUUCAAUAACCUCAAUGUAGUUAAAAGUUUACGGUCAAGUUGUGCAUGGCAACGACUAUUUAAACAUAAAAGCCCACAAUUCCAGAACAUUGACAAGCCAAUAAUAAGAAGGAAAUUAAGUGACUUCAAGGAUUCAUCCAACAGAAGCUUUGCUACGAUUGUGAAUUAUAAUAAGAUGACUUCCGCUAAUGAUGCUGACAACGAUACCCACAACGACAGAAAAGUUUCAACCAAUUCAUUCGACGAUAAUACAUUGACGUCAUCCUCACAAGUAACACAACCAACACUUUUGCCAUUGUAUGAAAAAUUAUUGGAGCAGUGUCAGGAGCAGGCAGUAUUUUUUCAGGAUGAUAGCACCGAACGAGGACAACGUUUAUAUGCAGCAUUUGUUGCUUGGCAAGAUUUUAUACGUUCAGCCAAUAAGUUGGUUUUACAAAUUGAAGAAUUUGCGCAUAAAUAUGACUUUGAUGAGAAUACUCCGGGUAAUGGUUACCGUAGUUUCGUCUCGGUAACUAAUGCUUGCGUAGUACACGGUCAAGAGAUUUGUAAAAAUCUGGUAACAGCACGUUCCACGGUAUUCUUUCGUAAAAAGUUUUAUAUGAAAGAAGUAGAGUCCUGUUCACAACUCCUCUCGUCCUUAUGCACUUGUCUACAGUAUUUGCUUAUAAUGCACGAAUGGUCGCACGAAACAACAGAUCUUUUUGCGAAUGGUGAACACUCAGCCGAGGAACUAUUCGAAAUGGGAGACACAAUAAAUCAGUAUUGUUUUUAUGGACGCUGUUUAGGUUUCCAAUACGGUGAUUCGAUACGUGGAGUUUUACGCUUUAUAUCGAUUGGCAUGGCUGGAUUUUCCGAAUCAUUUUAUUCAGAAGAUGCCGAUGGUGCAAUAGCAAAGACCACACGUAGCAUUUGGACCGGUGGCAAGUAUUUUCUUAAUCCAGAACUGCGUGCACGUCGUAUUGUGAAUAUAUCACAAAAUGCAAAAAUCGAAUUUUGUAAAUCCUUUUGGUUUCUUGCCGAAUCAGAAUUAAUGCAUAUGAUACCGAGCAUUGUUGGUAGUUCCAUUAAAGUUAAUCGCAUGAUACAAAUUCCAGCUGAGCCAUUGCAAUUACCAAGGGUGCAAUCGAAUUCUCCAACGACUGAUGUUAAUCAAAAUAGUUCAAAAUUUGUUGAUAUACCAGUGCCUUCAUCCCAUUUAGGACCAGGUUUACCAGUUUCUGUACGUUUAUUAAGCUACUCACGUCGUGAAGGAAUGGUAGGUGAGGGUGGACGUUAUCGUGGUUGGCGAAAAUUACCACCACGUAGCCCUAGCAUACUAUUUCAUUGUCAUGGAGGUGGUUUCGUUGCGCAAUCGUCGAAAUCACACGAAUUAUAUUUACGUGACUGGGCAGUCGCUAUUGAUGCACCUAUCUUGUCGAUCGAUUAUAGUCUUGCACCAGAGGCUCCAUUUCCACGUGCAUUGGAGGAAGUUUUUUAUGCGUAUUGCUGGAUGUUGAAAAAUGCCGAGCAUCUCGGUACCACCGCUGAACGUGUAGUGUUGGCUGGUGACUCUGCCGGUGCAAAUCUCUCUAUUGGAGUUGCACUCAAAUGUAUUGAAAUGGGCGUACGUAUACCAGAUGGUAUAUUCUUAGCAUAUUGUCCAACACUCGUGAGUUUCAUACCAAGUCCUGCACGUCUACUAUGUCUUAUGGACCCAUUACUACCAUUUGGUUUCAUGAUGCGUUGUUUACGUGCAUACGCAUCGCCUGCUAGAGAAACGUUAAAUGUAAAUGCUAAACAUGUGGAAGAAGCAGCAGAAGUGCGAAACGCUGUAGGAAAUGAACAACAUUUUACGCUUAAUUUGGAUAAGUCAAUAAGUGCUGCAUCAAGUAGACGUGCUUCGAACGCUAAAAGCCCGUGUUCAUCAUUAGCAGAAAAUUCUAAAUGGGAUCAAAUUAAAUACAAAGAACCAAAAAAUGCUACAGUAUUCAAUGGUUUAUCUGAUGAAGUUGAGACUGAGGACAGCAGUGAUACUUUUGCCAGUGCAUCAUAUUAUAGUCAAACGGUUGAGCACACCGAUCUGCCGUCCGAUGAAGAAGAUAACAGUUCUUGCGUUUCAUUCGAAGACGAUUCACAACCCAUAGAACAUUAUCCAAUCGAGAUAUCGGCGAAUAUGCAAAAAAAUUCAGAUUCCGAGCAGUAUAUUGAUCGGUUUCUUGAUAAAUAUUUGAUAGAUACUAAUACAAUUGAGGCUAAAGAAGAUGAAACAUCUUCAAAUAAUGAUAAAGCUAAAGUAAAUGGUCUUAAUCCUACUUUUGCUAAAACUCCUUCUGAAGAUAAUUUAAUUAUUGAAACUGGCAAAGAAAUGAUUGCCUUCGAUUCGCUACAAGGCUGUUUAAAUAAUGCCGUUAAUAGUAUUUCAUCCACACUUUAUCGUUAUACGCAAUCGAGUGAGAUACGCAGUGGUUUAAGUCCAAGUCAUCAUCGUAUCAAGGAUUUACGUAAUAUGGAUGCUUUAAUUGCUCGUAGUCCAAGCGCGGAGUUUCAAUUUCGAGUGCCAAAGGAUCCAUUUUUAUCACCUUAUUGGGCUAGUGAUGAAUGGCUGUCAAAAAUGCCACAAACUAAGAUUUUGACUUUGGACAUGGAUCCAUGUUUAGAUGAUUGUGUGAUGUUUGCGCGAAAACUGAAAAAUUUAAAUCGUCCAGUUACUUUAGAAAUUCUUAAAGGCUUGCCGCAUGGAUUCCUCAAUUUUACAAUGUUCUCCAAUGAAGCGAUGGAAGGCUCUAAACAUUGUAUCAAUUGCUUGAAAGAACUGCUUAAACUACCUGAUUGAAGAAUAUCAACCAGUACAACAACAAAAUUAUAAAUUGACAAGUUUAAUAUAUUCGAAUAAAUAAAACGUUUAUAUACACA